GGGCGAGUAGGGGAUGGACCUGCAAGAGCCGGCGCUUGUUUCGUCAAGGGGUUUCUUUCCGUAGCGGCGCUGACAUCCCAUCACUCUUUCCGUUACAACGGCCCUCGACCCCCUCCUUCGGGGCAGACGCUGCCGGAGAGUGGCAGUGAGGAGGAGGACGAGGAGGAGGAGGGUGAGGGCAAGGAGGAUGAGGACAAUGAGGGGAGCGGGGAUGACAGUGAGGCCGGGUGGGAGCCAGGGACGCAUGGCGGUGGGGAAGGGGGGGAUGAUGAUAAAGACCAUGAGAUGGAUGGCUUGGAGCCUGAGGAGGUGGAGGAGGAGUUGGGAGAGGGUGGUGGAGGGGCGGCGACAGAGGGGCCUCACAGCAUGUGGGAGAAGGCGGAGGGGGCGUGGGGGUUAAGCACACAUGCAUGUGUGGCAUCAAAGUUACCACAACCCGCCGUUCAACUGCCGGGGGAGACGUUUCCUCAUGGGGACUACAAGGGUGUGCCGGAUGGCUACGUCGAUGGGUGGCCGCAUGCCAAGUCUUGGCCGCAUCUCGCCAAGAAGAAAGGGAAGGCGUCUGGUGGAGAUCGGGGGUCAAGUGGGAUCGAGCGGUUCUUGACAACCAAGCUGACCACGGUGGAGCUACGGCAGGCGAUCGCCAAGCUGGUGGUCACCUGUGACCUCCCCUUCCGCAUCGUCGAGGCCGAGGCUUUUUGGGAGCUAUUAAUCCUGCUAAACCGCAACUGUGCGCAGAAGAACUUCAUCCCCUCGCGCUGGACGGUAUCUCGCGACACCGUGGUCUAUGCGGCAGCCGCUCUCCAGUCCGCCAUUGCGGAGAUGCUGGCGAAGGAGGGGGGGUUGGGGUGCAAGGUGUCGCUCACCAUCGACAUGUGGACGGCACCCAACAACAAGGCAUGGCUAGUGGUGACAGGUCACAAGAUAGACGAGAACUUCCAGCUGCGCACAAUGGUGCUUGAGUUCCGCGAGAUGCACGGGCGGCAUGGGGGCAAGGAGAUGGCGAGGGUGGUUGAGGAGACGGUGGUGCAGUGGGGAUUGGAGGGGCGUUGUCUUGGUUUCAUGACAGACAACGCCUCUAGCAACAUUGCCGCCUUCAGGCGGAUGUCGGAGGAGGGUGGUGGUCAGUGCUUCUUCAACUCUCGCAUGCACUUCCGGUGCUUGGCACACGUGAUCAACCUUGCAGUGAAGGCAGCUCUAGCUAUGGCCGCCAUACGCAAGUUGUUGAAGAUUCUGAGAGAGGUGGUGUCGUGGAUUGGCUUCUCGCCGCAGCGCUCAGGGAAGUCCUUGGGCCUACAACGGACCUUGAACACGCAGGCCAACCCCGCCAAACUGAAGCCGGCGUUGAAGCUGGGCUUGUCGAAGGCUGACAAGAAGAAGGUGGAGAGCAUGCGCUUGACGGACGCAGACUGGGAGACUCUGCAGGCUGUCAAGACGUUCCUCAGCCCAUUCGCCAAAGUCUCAAAGGCAGCGGAGGGGGCGGCGUACCCUACAGAGGCGAUGGUGGUGCCGUACCACAAUGGCCUGAUCGGCGCUAUGGAGUCGCGCCUUGCCAAGGGGCCAUCGGCUACGCUAAAGCUGAUGAUCGAGGCGGCGCUGGGUCUCUCGAAGAAGUAUGCCUACAUGUCCAGCAACGAGUUGUGGAUCGCCACCUUCCUGGACCCUUCCAUGAAGGCGGCGUGGUUCGACGACACGCACUGGGAGAAGUUGCAUCCCGAGACCGACCGGAGGGUGAGGCCGCAUCCCACGUCUGGCGAGGUGGUCCAGCUGGUACGCGACCGCGUGGCGGAGUACCAGGCCCGGGCUGCAGAGCUUGCUCCCCGGCCGACCCCACUUGCCCCCGUGAUGGAGGAGGAGGAGGAGGAGGAGGGAGACGCGGCGGAUGACGACGAUGACGCGCAGUUUCUCCCUAGUCGCCGACGACCUGCGGCACGUCUGUCAGCGAGCCAGGAGGCGGGGAGGGAUGGGAUGGUGCAGGAUGACGAGGUUAGCAGGUACUUGUCUGAGAGGGUGCGGUGCGACGUGACAGCGUUGGAGUACGGGCGCACUGCCACCAACAUGCAGACGCUGAGGCGCAUGGCCCGGGAUUAUCUCGCCAUCCCUGCCACGUCCGAGGAUAGGCGAGGGCCGCCGACCGAGAGGCGUCGCACCACCACCGAUGGGGCAGAGGAGGACGAGGAGGAGGAGGAGGAGGAGGAGGAGGAUGAGGAGGAGGUGGAGGAGGAGGAGGGUGUGGAGGCUGACGACAUAGCUGGUGGGGAGGAUGCUGUUGUUGGUAGUAGCAAUGGCGCUCAGGCGUAG
Molecule: messenger RNA, 2301 nt
Organism: Closterium sp. Naga37s-1
Lineage: Eukaryota; Viridiplantae; Streptophyta; Zygnematophyceae; Desmidiales; Closteriaceae
Source: the annotation of a GenBank genome assembly